Molecule: messenger RNA, 733 nt
Organism: Octopus sinensis (East Asian common octopus)
Lineage: Eukaryota; Metazoa; Mollusca; Cephalopoda; Octopoda; Octopodidae
Exons: 3
Coding region: 1-615 (204 amino acids)
Source: RefSeq, a predicted model, not a curated record
AUGCUCAAACUUCCUCGAUACUCAUCAAAAACUGAUUGGCAGUCAAAACAAGCAUGCACAUCCUCGCCACCAACACCUUCGACGGCCAAUACUCUACAACACUCGGCCACACUCCCAUCUCCCAAACUGGCUUCAUCCCCGUCCUCGCAAACGUACGAGGAUCAGCUGAUGCGACUGAUAGGCCAACACCUCCACCUGUGCUGCAGGGACAAACUGUGCUACGUCGGGGAGGAGGACGAGAGUUUGGUGGAGACCAUCAGCGAGGAGUUCCAGUUGAUCACUCCCCCUAAAUGCCUGUCUCCGCGGUCACUCUUCACUUCCGUCCGCCGGAAUACAAGCAUAGACGAGUACUUCUCGACCUCCUCCACGAUGAGGACUCGUUUCAACCGCCUCCUCGUCGUCCACUGCUACCACAAAAUUGACAAUUUCAAAUGGUUUCUCCAAAGCAUUUUUAGGGAUUUCCGGAUUAUGGUCAUCGCCCGUCCUCCCGCCCUCAACACGCUGCCCGCCCUCCCACGUGCAGGGGAGAACUACCACAUCGACAUUCUCCGUGACCUCAAAAGCUUUGACUUGGAUAUCGACUACCAGGUGGGUGUUGUGGUCAAUGCAGAUUGAAACGAUUGUAUUCUGCAUUCACAAAGAGGACUGGUUCCGCAUGCUGGCCGACGGGUUCCCCCACGACCAGACGAAGGACAGUCAGGGGGAAUUUAACUACGCGGACAGUGUGGUCGAA